Gekko japonicus is the source of this 2308-nucleotide messenger RNA. RefSeq names its product HAUS augmin like complex subunit 5 (gene HAUS5). Gene Ontology annotation, cellular component: centrosome; HAUS complex. The transcript has 19 exons. The record is from RefSeq and is a predicted model, not a curated record. Bases 45 to 2051 code for a protein of 668 amino acids. Gene Ontology annotation, biological process: spindle assembly; centrosome cycle. Lineage: Eukaryota; Metazoa; Chordata; Lepidosauria; Squamata; Gekkonidae.
GUUGAAGUUUCGCGGGCGCCGUUGGAGACGCCUCCUUGGCCGCCAUGGAGCGGAGCGGGCCGUCGCUGGCGCAGGAGUUGAGGCGCUGGGCGGCCGAGGAGAUGAAGCUGCCGCCGGGCAAGAUCCCCUCCGAGAGCGCCGCCCGCCGGAUGUGCUCAGGCCAGUGUGCAGAGAUCUGGAAGUUCGUCAUCCGCCACGUUCGCCAUCAGAGAAAUGUAAAGAAGAUUCGGGGGAACUUGCUAUGGUACCAGCAAAUGGAUGAGACUGAGGGCAAAUCCAGGGGCUCUGAUUCAGAGAAGGAGCGCCGUAAGCAGCUGCUGCAGGGCAUUGCGCGCCUGCGGGGAGAGCUGGAGCAGAUUGAUGGGCAGAUUGAAUCAGCACAGCGUGAGCUCACAGCUGAUGAGGUCACCCUGGAAGUAGCUCAGGAGAAGAUCUGCGACACCAAGCGGCGUACGUUGCUGCUGAAGGCCUACUCAGCCCGGGUCACGGCGGAGCGCCAGCAGUUGAAGACGCGGGUGGUGCAGGUCAAGGGACGGCUGGAGCAGCUCCAGGAGAUGGAGAGGAAGGCCAAGACAGCAGUGGCAUUUGGCAGUGGGAGAGCCCCCGAGGCUGGAUUCCCCAGUCUGGAGCCUGAAGUUCUGCGUGACGUCCAAGAAGCCUGCCGCCUGCGGUUUCACUUCCUGAAGACCCUCUUUGAGCACAGCGUGUCCGGGAACUUCCCCAGCGGGAUGAGCGAAGAGCAGCUGAGCAUGUCAUACCAACACUGGCUGAGCGUCGUGCAGAAGAUCGCUGGUUCCCACCCGCCUGCCCACAUCCUCUCGGCCCUGGAGCACCUGGCCCUCCAGAACACCCACCAGCUGCAGGAACUCACCGACGGCAUCGACAUCCCUCGUGACGUGGAAGCACUCAAGUUCCGCUAUGCCAGCGCCCACCUGGAAGAUGUCUCGGAUGCGGCGGACGACCUGCCUUCCGUCCAGGGACUUAUACAGGAAGGCUGGAGUGAGUGCGAGAUGCUCUGCGUGCAGCAGCUCCCCCUGCAGGCCAAGCAGAAGCAGCUUGCGGCGCAGCUCGGAGUCAUCGUCCAGGAGAUGCACCGUCUUCUGUCUGACGGCUCGGAGCGCUCCAUCUUGGCCAGAGCCGUGUUUGAACUGGAGCUUCGGGCAGUUAAGUUGCGGGGGUACAGGGAUGGGCUGCUGAACGGCUGCAGGGCGCUGGAGGAGGCGGUGAGGACCCGUUACCAAGAGCUGCAGGGCUUACAAGCCAAGCGUCAGCGCAUCCUGGACUUCCGCCACCUGGUGAACGAGAAGCAGCAGCACAUCCGGACACUCAUCAAAGGCACCUCGUACAUUAAAUCCCAGCUGCGGAAGGAGCAGUCUGAGGUCCGGGACUUCAUUGAGAAGAAGCUGCUGACUCAAGAGCAGUGGGUGGAGCAGGAGGCACAGCGGCUGCAGAACAGGAUCGAGCGGGAGGUCCAGCAGUUCCAGGGGGUUGCCCUGCCUUGCUUGGUGUGCCGGGACCUUCCCGGGUCGCAGCGCAUCCCCGCCCACGAACUCUCGAUCCAUCGCCUGAACCGGACCGCACCGGCUGAGUACCGGGCCUUCACCAACGUCUGCAACGGGGCCUCCUUCCCCCUUUACAAGGCCCCCGACCAGCUCCUCUCUCAUGUGGCGGAGCUGAAGAAGGCACUCCUCUGUCUGCGUACCCAGCUGGGCUUGAAGCAGAGGACAAUGGGAAGCCUGCAGCACCAGCUGGAAAACACUCCAGAGCCUGACGUGCAGGCCUUACUCCAAGAGGUGUGGGCCCACAAUCAGGAGCAGGCCCGCGAGCUCCUGCCCCGGAUCCUGCGGGUGACAGAGCAGUGCAAGUGCCGCAUCGAACACUGGCCGGAGGUGCAGGCCGUGGUAGACGCCUGGUGGGAGCAACCUGGACAGUUUACGCUUCCUGGUGAACGGCGCUUCAGCUGCACUCUGCAGCAGUGGCUGGAGCGCUGGACCUUGGCUGCCAAGACAGUGCAGCAGAAGCACCAGCAGCAGCAGCGCAGCUGGGUCUGAGAGCAGGAGCCAUUUGGAAGGAACCCGUUGGAGUGGAUCAUUGAACCAUUGUGCUCGUUCCUGGAAGUAUUGGCUGGCAGGCAAAGGGGAAUAGUUUUACCCCUAACCAAUUGGAAGGAGCUAACAUCUGGGAGGAGAGGGGGGAUAUCCCCCCACCCUUCUUGGGGGAACAAGAGAUUGUCAGUGACAUUAAAGGCAAGACUGGCCUGUCUUUUUUUUUUUGCUUUCUGAUCUUUUGGAAUAAAAACCUAAAUGCA